Messenger RNA from Zootermopsis nevadensis, 2682 nucleotides. The record is from RefSeq and is a predicted model, not a curated record. Lineage: Eukaryota; Metazoa; Arthropoda; Insecta; Blattodea; Termopsidae.
UUGAAUAAGUUCCUCUGCAAUAGCAAGAUCAUUAAAUUAAUAAUGAAUACCGCCAGAUAGUUUGUAGUAAUUUCAAAUCGCAACACACUGUGUAACGUCAUAUACCGACUACGUUGCAAACUUAGAAAAUAGAUUUGGAUGUUCGUAUUCUUUUUACGGCACGGCCAUUAGUUUGUUGACAAGAAUAAGCAUGCGCAUGAAUUCGAUUCCGUUUACUACCACUGAAGUGAUGAUAAUGGAUACGUUUGCUGCUUUGACCAAGGUAAUCUAUGCUUCGGACGUAGUCGUGAAAGAACCAUGGAACUGUUGUAUUGACAGUAUGUGUGUAAUCCUUGGUGUGUGAGAACUGUGGUUGAUCAUGGCGGAAACAAAAUGGAGAUGUGAGAAUCUAAUCUGCUUUUUCAAGAUGCAUUAUGAUGAAUUAUAUUAUUAGCCACUCAGUUAUGUAUCCUGAAUUUGAUGAAUGAGGUGGAGGUACCAGAGGGUUCGGUGUUUACAUACCGACUCUCCAAUGGAACUCAUGUUUUGAUUCACCAAUCGUCCAUCGAGCAAAGCAAAGGAACAGAAGAAGUGGAUUGUGAUGAAGAAGUGCCACUGUUGUUUUUGGAGGAUGGACAGAUCACCUGUAAUGGUACUGAGAUCCUGCAGACACAAUUCUUGGAUCAGACAUCAGAGACCAGCAGUUUUCUUCUGCCUGACACAUCCCUUGAGGCUACAGUUGUCAAGACUGAACAACCUAAAGGAAAGAGAAAGGAGACAGUGGCAAGUGGUCCACAGUUUGUAGGUGAGUCAAACAACCAGCCGAAAAGUGUCGAAGAUGAGAAAGUUUUGCGACAGGAGAGUGUGACGUUGGAUAAAUUGGAAGAUUUUGUAGAGCUAGUGACAUCAUAUAAAUGUCGCAUUUGUCCUUUUACAACACCUGACCAGCAGGAACUACUGCAGCACUUCAGGUUUCAACACAUGCAGAUGAAGCUAGACACCAACCCACAAAACAGCAAACUUUCAACAGAAAAUGGGGAAAAUUCAACUGAUCCUGCUGUCAUCAGCAGUAACCCACAACCUGUGUGUGAGAAACUCAUCUUCUUGUGUGGCCAGUGUAAUGAUGGUUUUGGAAGCUUGGAGGCAUGCAAACAACACAUGAUGCAGGAUCAUGACUUGAUUGUUUAUGAUGGAGCUGCAAAUUCAAAAACAAAUGGCUUUGGGAUGAAGACUGAGGCUGGUGAUAUUGAAGGUCUUUUACCACAUCAACCACAUAAGCUAACUAGUCACACAGUUAAACAAGAAACAAGUUCUGAACCAAGUGAAGACAAGCAACCAACAGCUGCAACAGGCAAGCGGAAAGUACAGAUGCCCAGGACUUUGGAGCGAGAAUAUUGGUUAACUAAGAGAACAAAUAACAGCACAGUUCCAAAUGACAACAAACUGAAAUGUGGGGAACGGGCAUGUCAGUACAAAUUCAACACUGAGGAUGCUCUUAAUGCUCAUAUGUCAUGUCAUGCAGCAAGAGGCACUGAGAAAGAUGGUGAUGUUGCAGCACGUCGAGAUUUUGGAUGUUACGUCUGUGGCGAGAGGUUUGAGAGGUGGCGUGGCUGUGCACUGCACCUAUGGAAAGUUCAUGCAGUGGAUGCAGGCCUGUUGAGUUGUCCUGUGUGCCAAACCUAUAAAACUGUGACAGCAGUGAAAUUGGAGAAUCACAUCAAAAUACACGGUGAAGUAAGGGCAUAUACAUGCCCAGAUUGUGGCAAAGGCUUCAAACAGGCCUCACAGUUACGCAAUCAUCGUGUCAUGCACCUGGAUCGUAGAGCUGGUCCUGUACCCAGAUGGUAUGCAUCAAAGCGCUGUGAUAUAUGUUUCAAGAGCUAUGCAGAUUCUAAAUGUCUGAAGAAGCACAUACAAGCUGUUCACAGCAAGCUUCGGCCAUAUGUCUGUCAGGUGUGUGGGCAUGCAUCAGCUCGUAAAGCCAUGCUGCAGAUGCAUCUUCGCCAGCAUACAGGUGAGAAGCCUUAUGGUUGUACCCUGUGUGAAUACCGAACUGGUGACCACAAUUCACUGCGACGGCACACCAUGCGGCACACUGGACAGCGACCAUACCGCUGUCCUCACUGUGAUUACUCAGCAAUCCAAAGUAACUCUUACAAGAAUCACUUGCGUAGCAAGCACCCAGGCAUGCAAGGACUGUUUAGCUGCACACAGUGUUCAUUCCGAACAGUCAGCCAGGAAGGUUUCCUGCAGCAUGUGUCUGACCAUAAGAAUGGCCUCAUUUCUUCAACACCAUCAGAAGGUGAAAUAGAGGUCUUCCCUGGCAAUGUGGCAGCUGCACAUCUCAUCUACCGUUGCCUCAAUGCACUUUCAACAGAUGGCAGUCCACUCCAGGCUAAUGUGACAGGUAGUGCUACUUCUGAGGAUGGAACAACACAGACUAUAACCAUUCAGAUUCCAACUCAACAACAGGAAGGUGGUACAGAGGCAGAAGUUGAAGAUGAAGAGGCCACACAUUGUUUCCUAGAAAUUCAUGAGGAAGAAGAGGAGGGUGUGGACACAGGCCUCUGCGUCCAGGCCAGCUUUGAGGCCACCUCAGCCUCCAUACAAAGGGUACCAGGGUCUUUUCCUGGAGGUAAAGUGUGGCUAGGGUGUGACACUGACCACUCAUCUGCACCUAGUGCCAAGGUGGAGAAUGGGUAG